This is a messenger RNA of Xyrauchen texanus (razorback sucker), 1392 nucleotides long. RefSeq names its product alpha-2B adrenergic receptor-like. NCBI's taxonomy places the organism in Eukaryota, Metazoa, Chordata, Actinopteri, Cypriniformes, Catostomidae. Gene Ontology annotation, biological process: adenylate cyclase-activating adrenergic receptor signaling pathway. Gene Ontology annotation, cellular component: membrane. The transcript has a single exon. Gene Ontology annotation, molecular function: adrenergic receptor activity. Bases 1 to 1392 code for a protein of 463 amino acids. The record is from RefSeq and is a predicted model, not a curated record.
AUGAUUUCGUCUCCAGAGAGUUGGAUAACUCUCAGUGUUGGCAUUCAAAUGUGCAACCACACCAUCCCAGAAUGUCCUCCUUACUCCCCCGAAGCCACCGCUGCAUUUGCCACAGCCAUGACACUUAUAAUGCUCGUCACCAUCUUCGGGAACGUUCUGGUGAUCAUCGCCGUCUUGACGUGCCGUCCUCUGAGAGGACCUCAGAACCUCUUCCUGGUCUCCCUGGCUGCAGCUGAUAUCCUGGUGGCCACCCUCAUCAUUCCGUUUUCCCUGGCCAAUGAGCUGAUGGGCUACUGGUAUUUUGAAUCGGUUUGGUGUGAGAUCAUUUUGGCUUUGGACGUGCUAUUCUGUACGUCGUCCAUCAUGCACCUGUGCGCCAUCAGCUUGGACCGUUACCUGUCCAUCUCGCGACCGGUGCUGUAUGCCAGCCAGCGCACCCCUCGCCGGAUCAAAGGAGCCAUCAUGGUGGUGUGGCUCAUCGCCGCAGUCAUAUCUUUCCCCCCGUUGGUGUCGAUGAAAAAGACCCGGGCGUCAAAUGAAGGCAACUAUCCAGAGUGCAAACUCAAUAAAGAGGUAUGGUACAUCCUCUACUCCUCCAUUGGGUCGUUCUUCGCCCCAUGCCUCAUCAUGAUCCUGGUGUACGUUCGAAUCUAUCAGAUUGCCAAAAAGCAUACCCGAUGUCCUCCAGGGGAGUCCAGGAAGGAUGUCGUAAGUGCCAUCCCACUGGGCAUCCAAGGAGAGUUGCUGCAGAACGGCAAAGAGCAAGGAAGUGUGGCCCAAGCGAAUGCUCCGAAUCUGGCUGUCCGAUCCUCUACCCCGCUGACCUCCAAAAGCGAAACUUCCACAAGUCAGCCUCCAGUUGAGAGUCGGCAACAGAUAAAACACUCACAUAGACAGAAAGACAACAAAAACGAGGAUAGUUCAAGCUCUGGCUCAGAUUUAGACAUGGUGGGGGUGCAAAAUGCCAAUGGGACAUCCUCCAAUGUGGGCGCGCUUGAGCCAGGACACCAAGCUUCCUCACCGAUUCAAACGGACAAGGACAUUAUUGCAACCCCAAAGGGCAGCCAAUUGGCCUCUUCUAACAUAAAACCAGCAGGAACUCCAAAUGCCAGGAGAAAGGCCAUGAUUGUUCGGGAGAAGCGUCUCACCUUUGUUCUUGCUGUUGUCAUCGGAGGAUUUGUCGUCUGCUGGUUUCCGUUCUUCUUCAGCUACAGUUUGCAGGCCAUAUGUCCAAAAGCUUGUGAACUGCCUGAACCACUUUUCAAAUUCUUCUUCUGGAUUGGCUACUGCAACAGUGCUUUAAAUCCACUCAUCUAUACCGUCUUUAACAGGGACUUCCGGAAAGCUUUCAAAAAGAUUUUGUGUAAAAGAUGUAAAGAUUGUGCUUUGUAA